Molecule: messenger RNA, 486 nt
Organism: Colletotrichum karsti
Lineage: Eukaryota; Fungi; Ascomycota; Sordariomycetes; Glomerellales; Glomerellaceae
Exons: 2
Coding region: 1-486 (161 amino acids)
Source: RefSeq, a predicted model, not a curated record
AUGAACCGGUUAUCACUCAUACUCUUGCUGCUAUGCGGGUUCGUCGCUCUCGUUAGCGCAAAUUCAGCGCCGACAUUCUGCAAAUGCACCUGCUUCAAGAAUAGCACCAUCGUCGCUCUCGGUCCGCAACGCUCCGACGACAAGUCCGAAUCCUCUCCGCGAGACAUCCCUUCCUCGAACCUCCACCAAGAAGCCAAGCGCGCCGCCUCCUCGUCCUGCUCGCAAUGCACAAAGGCCUUCUGUCUAUCCAGGGGCAUCGACUUCUGCCGCGACGCGACGGAGGAGAACGUCCAGACCAUGUGUUUCCAGCGCGACAGCAACAAGGACCGCGUCAUCGUCUGGGGGUUCCUGCUCGGCACGACGGGACUGCUGGGGUGGGCGGCGUUCAAGCGCGCGCAGGAGCUGCGGGAGGGCAAGAGGCAGGCCGAGGCGGCGGCGGCGGGGAGGGGACGCGGGGAGUACAGUUCGCUGUCGCCGACGAACUGA